UCGCAAAAUGAUUGUGUUAGCAAGCUUGCUAGCUGCUAAUUAGCCAAGGCAGUCCUUUUGGAAGCUUGCAGUAGCUAACAGCUAGCCAUCCCUACCCAUAUAGGCAGCCAGCUAUUUAGACAGCUAUUUUGAAGUGUGUUUCCGUUUCAUUUGAAAGGUAUGAGAAAGCGGUGUCGCGCGCUGACACCAUGGCGAGUUGGUUCAGAAUGUUAUACUGUAGCAGCUGUGUUGUUACUAGUACUAGCUGACUGUGCAGAGCAAUGCUAAACUUGCCUAACCGGGAGUAGGAACAAAAUGUCGGCCAGGCAGGGUUCCUCUAACUAAGAGCGCAGCAAUGGAGGAGACUGUCAUAUGGGAACAGCACACAGUGACUCUGCACAGGGCACCAGGGUUUGGCUUUGGGAUAGCCAUCUCAGGCGGUCGGGAUAACCCUCAUUUUCAGAGCGGCGAGACCUCCAUCGUUAUCUCAGAUGUCCUGAAGGGAGGCCCUGCAGAAGGCCUUCUGCAGGAAAAUGACAGAGUUGUGAUGGUCAAUGCUGUCUCCAUGGACAACGUGGAGCAUGCGUACGCGGUCCAACAGCUUCGGAAAAGUGGGAAGAAUGCGAAAAUCACCAUCAGGAGGAAGCGGAAGGUCCACGUUCCCAUGAGUCGCCUGGGCGAGAGGGAGACCAUGUCUGAGCACGACGAGGAGGAGGACAGCUACGACGAGGAGAUCUACGAGACGAGGAGCGCUCGGAGCGGCCCCAGCGCGUACGGCGGGGCCACGGGUCGCCGCAGCGGACGCAGCGCCGGGCGACGGGACCGCGACAGGGAGCGCGAGCGCAGCGGCUCCAGAGACAGGAGCAUCUCCCCGCGCUCAGACCACCGCUCCAUCAACCUCCCCCCGCGGCCCGCCAAGGUCACCCUCGUCAAAUCCCGCAAAAAUGAAGCAGAAUAUGGCCUGCGCUUGGCCAGCCACAUCUUCGUGAAGGACAUCUCCCCUGAGAGCCUGGCGGCCCGGGACGGCAACAUCCAGGAGGGGGACGUGGUGCUGAAGAUCAAUGGCACAGUGACAGAAAACCUCUCCUUGAUAGACGCUAAGAAGCUGAUUGAAAGGUCAAAGGGCAAGCUAAAAAUGGUGGUGCAGAGGGAUGAGAGAGCGACGCUGCUAAACAUUCCGGACAUGGACGACAGUAUCCCCUCCGCCAACGCCUCCGACAGAGACGACAUUUCAGACAUCCAUUCGCUGGCGUCCGACCAUUCCACCCGAUCACACGAGCGCCAUCGCAGCAGCCGCUCCCGGUCCCCGGACAGACAGGAGCCCUCGGAACACUCCAGACACUCACCUCCGCAGAUCAGCAACGGCAGUCACAGGAGUCGGGAAGAUGAGAGGAUCUCUAAGCCCAUCCCCAUGUCAGCCAAGCUGGCCGAAGAGCUUCCUAGCCCCAAGCCCCAGGAGCCGUCCGGGGGCCGUGACGAUAAACUGCUUCCCCCUCUCCCAGAGCCCAAACCAGUGUACGCCCAGCCCGGCCAGCCUGAUGUAGACCUGCCUGUCAGCCCCUCUGAUGCCCCAGUGCCCAGCGCCGCACACGAUGACAGCAUCCUCAGGCCGAGCAUGAAGCUGGUGAAGUUCAAGAAGGGAGAGAGUGUGGGCCUGCGGCUGGCGGGGGGGAACGACGUGGGCAUCUUCGUGGCCGGGGUGCUGGAGGACAGCCCCGCAGCCAAGGAGGGUCUGGAGGAGGGGGAUCAGAUACUCAGGGUUAACAACGUGGACUUUGCCAACAUCAUCCGAGAAGAGGCGGUGCUGUUCCUGCUGGACCUUCCUAAAGGUGAAGAGGUCACUAUCCUGGCCCAGAAGAAGAAGGAUGUGUAUCGGCGGAUUGUGGAGUCUGACGUGGGCGAUUCCUUCUACAUCCGCACCCACUUUGAGUAUGAGAAGGAGUCUCCUUACGGCCUGAGCUUCAACAAGGGGGAGGUGUUCCGUGUGGUCGACACCCUCUACAACGGCAAGCUGGGCUCCUGGCUCGCCAUCCGCAUCGGCAAGAACCACCAGGAGGUGGAGCGGGGCAUCAUCCCCAACAAGAACAGAGCAGAGCAGCUGUCCAGCGUGCAGUACACCCUCCCUAAAACCGCGGGGGGCGACAGGGCUGACUUCUGGAGGUUCCGCGGCCUGCGCAGCUCCAAGAGGAACCUGAGGAAGAGCCGGGAGGACCUGUCGGCCCAGCCCGUCCAGACCAAGUUCCCCGCCUACGAGAGGGUGGUUCUGAGAGAGGCUGGUUUCCUGAGGCCUGUGGUUAUAUUUGGGCCGAUCGCAGAUGUUGCGAGGGAGAAGCUUGCCAGAGAGGAGCCUGAUCUGUUUGAGCUAGCCAAGAGUGAACCAAGAGACGCUGGCACAGACCAGAGGAGUUCGGGAAUCAUCCGUCUUCACACCAUCAAGCAGAUCAUUGACAGAGACAAGCAUGCGGUGCUGGACAUCACGCCUAACGCGGUGGACAGGCUGAACUACGCCCAGUGGUACCCCAUCGUGGUGUUCCUCAACCCCGACAACAAGCAGGGGGUGAAGAACAUGAGGACCCGACUGUGCCCCGAGUCCAGGAAGAGCGCCAGGAAGCUGUAUGAGCGCGCCCUCAAACUUAGGAAGAACAACCACCACCUGUUCACCACCACCAUCAACAUGAACAACAUGAACGACGGCUGGUAUGGAGCCCUGAAGGAGACGACCCAGCAGCAGCAGAACCAGCUGGUCUGGGUGUCCGAGGGCAAGGCUGACGGGGCGCCCGAGGACGACCUUGACAUCCACGACGACCGCCUGUCCUACCUGUCGGCCCCGGGCAGCGAGUAUUCCAUGUACAGCACGGACAGCCGCCACACCUCCGACUACGAGGACACGGACACGGAGGGCGGGGCCUACACCGACCAGGAGCUGGACGAGACCCUGAACGACGAGGUGGGCCUGCCCACGGAGCCCGCCAUCACCCGCUCCUCCGAGCCCGUGCGAGAGGACCCGCCCGUCAUCCAGGACGCCCCCGGUUACCCCGGCUAUCAGCACCCCGUGCAGCCGGACCCCGCCAACCGCAUUGAUCCUGCUGGGUUCAAAAUGGCCGCCCCUCAGCAGCAAGACGAGACUGAGGCUGCUCUGGUCAUGCCCUCGCCCCUCUGGGCCUCGGCAGCGCCCCCUGCUGUUGAGCAACCUGUACUGCUAGAGGGUAUGAGCCCAGAGGAGGCUCCCACUGGAGCGCCAGCUCCUCAGGCCCCGCCCCUUAGCAGCCCCGCCCCCGAGCUAGCCCCACCCCCACCACCACACGAAUCCCUCCCGUCUGGGCCAGAACCACAGAUGUACAAAAAAGAUCUGUACAGCAUGGAGGAGUCUGUGCGUGUGAACCAUGGCCUGAAGCCGUCCCUGAGCUACAGUCACCAGCCCUCGUACCCUGACAAACAGCCAUACCGCGACUACGACCACCCGCCUUACGGAUACAACACGGGCGCCGGCGGCUUCGCAGAACCAAAGCCUCUCAACUUCGACUCUCACCUGCACCACUACGACGACCGCGUGCCUAACUACGACGACCAGUGGCCCCCCUACGACCAGCAUACCUCGCCCCAGCCUCCGGGCUACCAGCCGGGCCCCCAGCAGCCCCCCCUGGGCUACAGCCCCCGGCCCCCCUACGAGGACGGCCCAGGGAGGGACUACAGCCCCCCCCAGCCACGCUACGACGGCGCCCCCCCGGUGGGGUACGACGGCCGGCCGCGGCACGGCAAGGCGGGGCCCGUGCGCUACGACGAGCCCCCGCCCGCCGCGGGGUACGAGGCCCGCUCGCCCUACGAGCCAGAGAGCCACAGCUUCCCCAUCAACUCCCCUCGCUCUCCAGAACCCCCCAAGCAGUAUUACAGCGACUCCGCCUCACGGCCCCCCUACAACCCUGGGCCUCCUAACAGGGGCUACAAGCCAGGGAUGCACGAGCCCGUCAUGAACUCUGAACCCCCCCUGCCCCCUCCCAAACCAGAAGCCCUGUCCUCGCCAGGAGAGCCCGGCAUGUCCGCCGGCCCUAAGCCCCUCCCCCCACCGCCGAGGGCGGAGCCUGAAGACGACCCCGCCAUGAAGCCCCAGUCGGUCCUCAACAGGGUGAAGAUGUUUGAGAACAAGCGCUCCGUGUCUGUGGACCGGGCCAAGGACGCGGGAGACGGCACCGUCCUCAGACCUGCCGAUGCUCCCAAACCUGUCAUUGCGCCCGGGCCAGUCCUCAAAGCCAACUCCCUCAGCAACCUGGAGCAGGACAAGUCUACAUACAGAGACCCAGAGCCUCAGAAGCCUCAGUCCAAACCUCUGGAUGACACGGUGCGCUCCAACCACUACGACCAGGACGAGGACGAGGAGUACUACAGGAAGCAGCUGUCCUACUUCGACCGCCGGAGUUUUGACAGCAAGGCCAUGCAGCCUGGCCCGGGGGUCAACCGCUUCCAUGAGCUGGCCAAACCCGCCCAGCUGACCUAUCCUUACAAUAGGGCGGAGUCCGUGGAGAAGGUGAGUCCUGUGGAGAAGAGGUACGAGCCCCUGCCUCAGAUCAGCCCCUCCUCCCAGUAUGGGCCGCCCACCCCCGCCAUCCCACCCAACACGCUGCCCAAGCUCAGCGCCAACGAGGUGAACUCCCUCCCUGAUGCCCUCUGCUCCCCCAACCCCAAACUUGAGGUCGCCCUACGGCCCCCAACCAGGGAGGACCCCCUCCAGGGGAACUACCUCUCCCAGAAGUCCCCCGUCAAUGGCACAGACGCUCCCCCCAAAAUCCUGGGCGCCCCCACACCCACCAGCUACAACCGCUACAUCCCCCGGCCGUACACCAGCUCGGCCCGGCCCUUCGAGCGCAAGUUCGAGAGCCCCAAGUUCAACCACAACUUGCUGCCCAACGACACGCAGGCCAAGACGGAGCUGGUCAGCAAGCCCAGCCUGGUCAACAACAACAGCAGCAGCAGCAAACCUCAGCUGUCCCCACAGCCCCAGGACCACGACAGCGGCCUGGACACGUUCACUCACACCAUGGAUAACAGGCCCAAGUACCAGCACAACAACGUUAACGCCAUCCCCAAGGCUAUCCCUGUCAGCCCCAGUGCGCUGGAGGAUGACGAGGAGGAUGAAGGGCACACGGUGGUGGCCACGGCUCGGGGGAUCUUCAACUGUAACGGAGGGGUCCUGAGCUCCAUGGAGACUGGCGUCAGCAUUAUCAUUCCCCAGGGGGCCAUCCCAGAGAGCGUGGAGCAGGAGAUCUACUUCAAGGUGUGCCGGGACAACAGCAUCCUGCCUCCCCUCGACAAGGAGAAAGGAGAGACUCUGCUCAGCCCCCUGGUGAUGUGUGGUCCUCACGGACUCAAGUUCCUGAAGCCCGUGGAGCUGCGCCUGCCUCACUGUGCGUCUAUGACCCCUGAUGGUUGGUCUUUUGCUCUAAAAUCCUCCGACUCCUCGUCGGGUGACCCGAAGACUUGGCAGAACAAAUCUCUUCCAGGAGAUCCUAACUACCUGGUGGGCGCUAACUGUGUGUCUGUGCUAAUCGACCACUUCUGAAGAGGGCAACAGCUGGUCUGUUACUGAAUGUGAAUAUCAGGGGAUCACCGUUGCCCCCCCUCCUCCUGUGACCCCCUCCCCUCCCACUUCCUCGGACCAGAGCAGUGGUGGUCUGCGCUGCUUGAUGAAGAUUGAACUUCUCGCUCACAUUGUUUACUGUGCCCCCCCCCCCCCCAAAAAAAAUAAUAAUUAUAAAAUAAAACAUUACAAGGAGUGGGAGGAGUCAAUGUGGAGUGGGAGGAGUCAACGUGGAGUGGGAGGAGUCAACGUGGAGUGGGAGGGGUCAACGUGGAGUGGGAGGGGUCAAUGUGGAGUGGGAGGAGUUGACGUGGAGUGGGAGGAGUCAAUGUGGAGUGGGAGGAGUCGACGUGGAGUGGGAGGGGUCGACGUGGAGUGGGAGGAGUCAAUGUGGAGUGGGAGGAGUCAACGUGGAGUGGGAGGAGUCAACAUGGAGUGGGAGAAGUCCAGCUGUUCCCAGGGCUGUGCUCUUUUUCUUUCAGUUUUUUGGUGCUUUAAGGCAAAAAAUACAAAUAAAAACAAGUUGUAUAAAAAAAAUUGAACUGUUGUUGGAAUGCAUGACCCGUGCCACAGACUGAAUAAUCUCAUUUUGACAUUUUUAGCCAAUUUUAAAACUAUAAAAGAAGAAAAAACGGUCUGAGCGGUGCAAGAAAGGAAGAAUCUUGAAAUUUAUUUAAUAUUGCUAUGAGAAUUGUACUUAUGCACUCACAAACAGAAAAGUUGGUAUAUGCAAAACUUUUUUGUUUGUGAGGUCUGUGGUCAUGCGUUUCUUUCUGGAAGGAUCUUUAAAGACUUGUGAGAUGCUCAGCCUGUCACAAGGGUAAUGAAGGACGUAGGCAUCAUGAAGAUACUGUAUAAAAAUAAUAUACUAUAUGAAGAUGGAUGUAUUGGAAUUGGAUGUCCCUUGUUUGUUCCCUAUGGGCUCAAUGUGUUUAGAACUGAUCUUUUGUAGCCGUUUUACCGUAGAUAAAUGUACUGACUUGAUUUACCAACUCCUGCUGUCUAGAGAUCUAUGCAUGUGCAAUGACUCAGGUCCAGAAUCCUGCUACUACUAAGUUCAACACAUAAGUCCCAUCUUACACUGCAAGCAGUGAUGCCUUAUCUGCAUAUAAACUUUUCAGUAAAACUUAAAAACAUCGGAUCUUUUUAAGUUGUAGAGGUCAAUUAUGAAAGAAAUAAACAGUUGUCUGCAUUCUUAACUCAUUAUAUCAAUGAACUUGGAUUUAGCACACAAGAAUAAUUGAGGCUGAUGAAAAGGUAUGCUUUCUGUUACUGCUAUGCAUAUGAAGUCAGAGGAAAUACAAAACACUAGAAAAUUGUACAAUUAAUUGUGGCUGUACAUAUUGCUAGCAUAUGGCCUUGGUUCUCUGUAAAUGAACUUUUGUACAUCUUUGUUAUUUUGUAUAAAAGAGGAAAAAUGUUUCUUAAAAAAGACAAAGCAAUUACAUUGGUUAUGUUUAUAUUCUGGUUAUACCCCUGAGCCUUGGACUGAUCUAAGCAGUAAUAAAUCCAACUUUUCUACCACAUAUACACAAUACUUAAAGGCAUUUUUAACAGUCAGAAAACUUUUUAUUCUUAUUUACAAAAUAGAAAAGUGCUUGGUUUAAAAGAUCUGUACUCCAGAGGGGUCUGCUUUAAAGAGUCGGCCCUCCUUUGUUUGUGAUACUGGAUGCUGUAUUGUGUGCCCUGAAAUGUAUUUUUGUACUAAUAGACAAUUUAUUAUGGCACAUCAGUACAAUUUUGUUUUGAUAUGAUAACACUGCUUUAAUCCAACACUAGUUUCUUUUCCUGUUUGGCUGGCAUUCUCUUUAUUUAUUUUUUAUUUUUGUUCAAUGUUUUUCUUUCCUUUGCAACACAUUUCUAAGUAUACCACUGUAUUAAUAAAUAAAAUCAUUUUUAAAGUAA
Hypomesus transpacificus is the source of this 7456-nucleotide messenger RNA. RefSeq names its product tight junction protein 1b (gene tjp1b). Gene Ontology annotation, cellular component: plasma membrane; bicellular tight junction. The record is from RefSeq and is a predicted model, not a curated record. Bases 335 to 5533 code for a protein of 1732 amino acids. Gene Ontology annotation, biological process: positive regulation of blood-brain barrier permeability; cell-cell adhesion; cell-cell junction organization. The transcript is spliced from 28 exons. Lineage: Eukaryota; Metazoa; Chordata; Actinopteri; Osmeriformes; Osmeridae. Gene Ontology annotation, molecular function: cell adhesion molecule binding.